Messenger RNA from Ictalurus furcatus (blue catfish), 1139 nucleotides. RefSeq names its product carbonyl reductase 1-like (gene cbr1l). The record is from RefSeq and is a predicted model, not a curated record. Bases 125 to 958 code for a protein of 277 amino acids. Gene Ontology annotation, molecular function: carbonyl reductase (NADPH) activity. The transcript is spliced from 4 exons. NCBI's taxonomy places the organism in Eukaryota, Metazoa, Chordata, Actinopteri, Siluriformes, Ictaluridae.
AAUAACCUUGUAAAAGUCAUACACUACACGGUUGAGUACACAGUGUGUCAUUUGGGACACAACUACUUUAUGCUACUGACUACUGGCUCCUUUGUAUAGGUUAAUUGUUGCACCGGAGCAAAACAUGUCUACAAAGGUCGCUGUUGUCACCGGUUCCAACAAAGGCAUCGGACUGGCCAUAGUGAAAGGACUUUGUAAAGCUGGUUACAGUGGAGACGUUCUUCUCACCGCUCGCAAUGAAGCGCUGGGAAAGAAGACACUAGAGCUGAUGAAAGCCGAGGGCUUCAAAAAUGUCCUCUUCCAUCAACUCGACAUCUGCGACAAAAGCAGUAGUCUGGCGCUCGGGAAGUUUCUGAAGGAGAAAUACGGAGGCCUGGAUGUGCUCGUCAACAACGCUGGAAUCGCUUACAAAGUGAAUGCCCCAGAGUCUUUUGAGGAACAGGUUGACGUCACCAUGCGCACCAAUUUUUGGGGAACACUGUGGGUGUGUCGCGCGCUUUUCCCCCUGCUGAAAACUAACGCUCGUGUAGUCAAUGUGUCCAGCUUCUUCAGCAAACAGUCUCUGGAUCAAUGUAGCCCAGAACUCCAGGCAAAGUUGAGAAGAACAGACAUGUCAGAGGAGGAGCUCUGCUUACUGAUGGGGGAGUUUGUUACUGCUGCACAAAGUAGAGCUCAUGAGGCUCAGGGUUGGCCAAGCACUGCUUAUGGUGCCACCAAGAUAGGUGUGACUGUUCUUUCAAGGAUCCAGGCACGGGUUCUUAAUGAAACCAGACCCGGUGAUGGCAUCCUCCUCAAUGCCUGUUGCCCAGGCUGGGUUAGAACAGACAUGGCUGGUCCAGAUGCCCCCAAAAGCCCAGAGGAAGGAGCGGAAACUCCGGUGUACCUGGCAUUGUUGCCAGAUGGAGCCAAGGAGCCACAUGGACAGUUGGUUUGGGACAAAGCGGUGCAGGAAUGGUAGAGGGGAAAAUAGAGUAUAAAUGAUGUAAGCAGAAUAAAAUGCAUUAAAACUUCUGAUUAAUUUCUACUGGAUAAUGCAAUCUCAUUUUUGUUAAUCUUGCUUGAAAUAAUAAUAGUAUCGGUUCUGCCAUGAAAUAUUUUUUCUACAAUUAUAUGUUUAAUAAUAAAAUGUGUUGAUGUAC